GGAGCCCAUGCUGCCUAUAUGACCCUUCCCGUCCCAGGGCUCCAGAGCGAAGUGGUAAGUUGAGUGCAGUUUUCGACUCAGCUCUAGAACCAGCACUUCAGCCAUGAAGGUGGCAAGCAUCUUUCUCCUCACUGCAUUGGUCCUGAUGAGUUUAUCUGGUAACAGUGGAGCUAACAUCCUGGGAAGAGAGGCCAAGUGUACAAAUGGAGUGAACGGAUGUCCCAGGAUCUAUAACCCUGUCUGUGGGACAGAUGGAGUUACUUAUUCUAAUGAAUGCUUGUUAUGUGUGGAAAAUAAGGAACGUCAGACUCCUGUCCUCAUUCAAAAAUCUGGGCCUUGCUGAGAACCAAAGUUCUGAAAUCCCAUAAGUACACUACAAUGCGUGGCUGGCCUGAUUGCUGAAUAAAGUGCAUCUAAGUA
Messenger RNA from Cervus elaphus (red deer), 420 nucleotides. RefSeq names its product serine peptidase inhibitor Kazal type 1 (gene SPINK1). Gene Ontology annotation, molecular function: serine-type endopeptidase inhibitor activity; protein binding. The record is from RefSeq and is a predicted model, not a curated record. Lineage: Eukaryota; Metazoa; Chordata; Mammalia; Artiodactyla; Cervidae. The coding region runs from base 104 to 343 and encodes 79 amino acids. The transcript has 4 exons.